GGCAAAAUUGUUGGUAAACCGCGCCGAGUGAAAAAUCGAAAAAUUCUCGUAACCUGCUUCCUGCAUCUGGAGGCCAGGAACACGACGAGAUCAUCUAGGAGUCUAGUGAUCAAAGCUCACGCUUUAUUAAACUCAUAAUUAAACAAAUUCAAUACAAAGUAUAUUAUAUACACAUUCAACACAACUUUACGAAAAAAAAAAAAAAAAAAAUAGGUUGAUCAAAUAGUGUGUAUUUCUUUUGCGAAACUUGUGUAAUAUUUUCAAAUUAUAAUGGAAGACGAAAGUGAACAAGACAAUGUGAUUGAAGAUGAUUACUAUUCAUUUUUGAAUAUCCCAAGAAAUGCUAGCGAUGAGGACAUCAGCAGUGCUUAUCGUAGGCUCAGCAAAUUGUACCAUCCUGAUAAACAUCCAAAUUCUAAUAAUAAGAAAGAGGCUGAGGUUUUAUUUAAUCGUACAAGAAAAGCUUACGAAGUAUUGAGUGAUCCUCACAAACGGGCAAUUUACGAUUCACUGGGAAUUAAGGGAUUAGAAACUGAAGGAUGGGAAAUAAUUCAACGGACAAAAACACCUCAGGAGAUUCGCGAAGAAUAUGAACGUUUAGCAAGAUUGGAGGAGGAAUGUCGUCUACAGCAGCGAACAAGACCAAGGGGCAGCAUCACUGUCAAUAUUAAUGCCAGCGAUGUUUUUAAUUCUUACGAUGAGAGUUACGGAAGUGGAAGUUUAUUUUCGUCAGUUCAAGUGAGUGGAAUGACAUUUACUCAGUCCAUUGAAGCUCCACUUACGACAAAAGAUACUUUAAUAAUGUAUGGUGAACUUGGUGUACAUAAUGGAAAUGGUUCAGGAACAAUAAAUGUUUCUGCAAAACGAUUAGUUUCAGAGAAGGGAUGGGUGGAAAUUGAUGUAGGAGCUGGAAAUGGUCUCAAUGUUGCUUUAAAAGGAUUUCGAACACUUAGCAAGAGAAUAUUUUGUAAUGGAGAAAUUUUAACUGGAUUUACUUCGGAUUUAGCAAAAUUUGGUUUGGCCGGUUCGCUUGCUAUGCAAUUGGAUAAAUAUACAAUUGGAUAUCUCACAUAUAAAAUGCAUGCCCAAACUGGUAUGUCAACAAUAAUUGAAAGAAACACACCUAAUUCAUACACAGCUUUUACGAUUCAUUUUGGACUAUUAAAUUCGUAUAUAAAUUUAAGUUACACACAUAAAAUGCCCGAGCGACAACUUCAAUUGAAAAGUACCGGAAGGGUCGGAACUUUUGGUGGUUUUAUCGAAUAUGGAGCGGAGAAAAAGGUAUCGAGUUAUACUACCCUCGCGACUGCUGUAAGAGUUGGAGUACCAACGGGAGUAUCACUUCGCGUUCGAUUGAGUCGAGGAUCACAAAAUUAUUCAUUUCCAAUACAUUUGUGCGAUGAAAUUCUUCCAGCGCCUGUUUUUUACGCAACUGUUGCACCGCUAAUCACAUGGACGAUUGUCAAGAAAUUUGUCAUUGAUCCUAUAUUAAAGGAGCAAAAAGAACGUAACAAGGAAAAACAGAGAAAAUUAAACAAAUCAGUAAUGUUGGAAAAGCAAAAAGAAGCGAAAGCCGCUGUUGAAUUAAUGAAAGCGACAUUCUCAAGGAUUCGAGCUGAGGAGGAAUAUAAACGUGGAUUGGUAAUAACAAAAGCAUUGUACGGAAGGUUUGUUUAUCCUCAGGAUAGAAAUUUAGAGGAAGAAGCAACAAUUGGACAACGAGAUGAAGUUAUCGAUGUAACUAUACCGUUACAGUGUUUAGUUAGCGAUUCAAGAUUAGUUCUUCAUCAAGUCACAAAGAGUCAACUGCCUGGAUUUUACGAUCCAUGUGUGGGAGAAGAAAAACAAUUGCUUGUACAAUAUCUAUUUCACGCUCAAAGUCACGAAUGUGUUAUAAAAGACGAGGACUCUUUAAGGAUACCAAAACAAUCACAUCGAGUAAAUACUACAUGACGCAAGCAAACUCUACGCAAAUUUAAAAAACGAGGCUUUUGUUUCAAUUGAUAAAAUCGUCGGAUCAAGUCUCGUACGUUGACGUUCCCUUCCCCUCCAAAAAAAAAACUAUUCAUUUUAUGUGUUAUUAAAAAAUCGGUAUAUUACUGAUUUUUCUUAUUUUUUUUACUUUUCUUGACUAUCCGUUUCUCCUUUGAACAAUAAUCAGUAAAUUGUGACGAUUUUUUUUUCAACUUAUAUGAAAAUUGCUUGUCAUGAAGAGAUAAUUUUACUAAAGUUGAUAGAUAAAUGUAAUGCAAUAAUGUCAUUUUAUUAGUUUCACUUUGCAUAGAAGUGUGGCAAUAAUGUAAAAUAAAUGUUGGGAGAUCGAAAGUCUUCCAACUAACCGUAAGUAGUAAAUAUUGCAAAUUGCCUUAAUUCAAAAUUAGUUAGUAAAAGCCCCUUUUUUAAAAAAGAGACUUGAGCCUUUCAAAAAAUAAUAAAACACAAUUUAAAAUUUCACCUCAGUAUAUUGUCACAAGACGGGUAGAAAUAUAUGAAAAAAAAAAAAAAUUACGAGUAGGCGAAAAUGUUAACAGUAGACUGAAAAUAUUAAUCAGUGUUCAGAUUUAAAAAAUUCAAUUCCGCCGAUAAGAAAUAAUUACAAACAUUUACUAAUUUAAAGUAAUAAAUUUAUUAAAUCAAUAAAUGGAUUACUUAUUUAAAUUAGUAAAUUUUGUUUACUACAAUACUGUAAGAAAAUAGUAAUGAAUUUAAAAAAAAAAAAAAAAAAAAACGAAAA
This is a messenger RNA of Leptopilina boulardi, 2734 nucleotides long. RefSeq names its product dnaJ homolog subfamily C member 11. NCBI's taxonomy places the organism in Eukaryota, Metazoa, Arthropoda, Insecta, Hymenoptera, Figitidae. The transcript is spliced from 8 exons. The record is from RefSeq and is a predicted model, not a curated record. Gene Ontology annotation, biological process: cristae formation. Bases 271 to 1953 code for a protein of 560 amino acids.